UUUAUUCAGCUACGUUAAACUUAAAAAAAAGCGCUAAUGCUAGCCUCAACUGUAGUUUUCUUUUUGCCCAGUUGGAGUCUCUGUAGUCUGCAGGCAUAUUCGGCCAGCAGACGAAUCUAGAGCUUGUCUUUUUGUUUUAAAAAUGGCGACCAUGUUUUGUUUUGCAAUUUUAACCGCCUCUCAGACUCUUGUAACACGAUUUCUGAUCUGAAAAAGAUUCAUCAGGAUGGUGUCCUUGUUUGGUCGAAGUAUAGUGGCAACAAGGUCCGAAUGUCUCCUCUUCCGGCCUGAUCAAAGAGGAGUCAGGAGUCAGCUGAUGGCGAAACAGACUCAUCGCUUCCAGGGAAACCGCUGCCGUUAUCAACACAUCUGUCACGAAAAAUACAACGCUAAAAUAUUCGAGUACUCGCACCAAGGAACGCUAAAAUUCCUCUGCUUGUGUGAUGAGUCUGAUCUGAAUGUUACAUCCAUGGCAUUCUUUUUCAGCCUAUUGUCUUUCACGUUUCGUUGCAGUUUUACGGGAUUUUUAAGCUUUUUGAAACUAUAGAUUUCAGAAUAAAUAUUGGAAAUCUUCUCUUAAUUGUUAUCGUAGUUAUUUUCUUAGCAAUAUGAUGUAAAGGUGUAACUCAUGUAAUAAAAAGGUACCCAAGUCUCCCACCA
Daphnia pulex (common water flea) is the source of this 660-nucleotide messenger RNA. RefSeq lists its product as uncharacterized. The transcript has 4 exons. Bases 227 to 547 code for a protein of 106 amino acids. Lineage: Eukaryota; Metazoa; Arthropoda; Branchiopoda; Diplostraca; Daphniidae. The record is from RefSeq and is a predicted model, not a curated record.